CCAAGUCUGGGUCCCUUAUCUCACGACAGUAGUUUAUUACCAUUAUAUCCGCCAGCUUUAUAUAUUUACUGUCAGCUCCUUAUUUGUUAUCAUUACAGUUUCUCCAAUAAUGAAGUUUUCACUUCCGGCCAUCGUUGUUUUUCUCAUAGCGAUCUUCCAGGUUUCAGUGGUGACAACGCAUGCAGCCUUACCUCCAGCACUUUAUUGGAAAUCCAAGCUUCCCACUACUCCCAUUCCUAAAUCUAUCACAAAUCUCCUCCGCCUAUCUGUUAAACCAAACGCCUUUUGGUCCCCCACCGCUCCACCAUUUACUUGUUUUCAAGUUAUUUACUGCUGUAGGGAGUUCAAACUCCAAGAUAACCCCAACACAGUUCUCUUCUUCUUGGAAAAGGACUUGAAGACCAAUCACAAAAUGAACUUGCUUUUCACUUAUACUUCCAACCAAGCAUCCUUCCUCCCUCGUGAAGUUGUGAGAUCCAUUCCCUUUUCUUCAAGACAGAUGGCUGAGAUAUUGAACAAAUUUGCUGUGAAGCCUAAGUCAGCAAAAGCUGAGGUUAUGAAGAAUACAAUUAAACAUUGUGAGGAGUCAGGGAUUAAAGGAGAGGAGAAGUAUUGUGCCACGUCAUUGGAAUCCAUGGUUGAUUUUAUCACUUUGAAGCUUGGGAAAGACGUGGAAGCUUUGUCUACCGAAGUGAUGAAGGAUACAAAGCAGCAAGAAUACACAAUAAUGCAGGGGGUGAAGAAGGUGGGAGAUGCCAAAGUGGUGGUGUGCCACAAGCUAAAGUAUGUGUAUGCUUUGUUUAACUGUCACAAAAUUGAGAACACAGUCGCCUAUACGGUGUCGUUGAAGGGGGCUGAUGGGAGCAGGGUGAAAGCUGUUAGUGUAUGUCACAGAGACACAUCACGGUGGAACCCACAACAUUUGGCCUUUCAAGUGCUAAAAGUGAAACCAGGGGGUGUUCCCAUAUGCCACUUCCUUUAUCAAAGCACCAUUGCCUGGGUUCCCAAACAAAACUAAUCAUGAAUUUCAUUCCUGGAUCGAGGAGCUGAAAUAUAUGUGAUUUUUUUUUUCAAGUCUUUAUUAUCUUUGCUUUGCUUCCUUUGCUAUGUUGUUUUUUGGUUCUGGUUUGUGUUGUUUUAGUGACUUGUACUCAUGACUUCGGUUUUUCUUUGUUCACCAAAACAUCUGUGGUAAUACAUACAUACAUACAUAUAUAUACUUAGCUGAUUACUUAA
Messenger RNA from Prosopis cineraria, 1236 nucleotides. RefSeq names its product BURP domain protein RD22-like. The record is from RefSeq and is a predicted model, not a curated record. Lineage: Eukaryota; Viridiplantae; Streptophyta; Magnoliopsida; Fabales; Fabaceae. The transcript is spliced from 4 exons. Bases 110 to 1018 code for a protein of 302 amino acids.